AUGGAUCCAAUCAAGUACAUUUUCGAGAGCCUAUUCAUACCUGGAAGAAUAGCAAAAUGGCAAGUCAUGCUUUCACAAUAUGACAUUGUCUAUAUGACAAAGAAGGUAGUAAAAGGGAAUGUGAUAGUAGACCUCUUAGUAGAGAACCCAAUUGAUGAUUAUGAGGCUCUAAACUUUGAAUUCCCAUACGAGCAUGUCAACGCAGUAAGCACGGACAUUGAGGGCCAUGAUGAUGUGUGGGAGAUGUAUUUCAAUGGGGCAGUUAAUAUUUCUGAUAAUGGGAUUGCGGCAGUACUAUUAUCCCCAGACGGGAAUCACUUCCCAGUAGCAGUCAAACUAAAAUUUAUGUGUACUAAUAAUAUUGCAGAAUAUGAAGCCUGUGUGAGAGGUUUGCAAGCUGCCAUUGAAAUGAAAGUAAAGAAAUUAGAAGUGUAUAGAGACUCCGCCUUGAUUAUCUAUCAAGUCAAGGGAGAAUGGCAGACCAAAGACCCAAAGUUGAUCCCAUACUAA
This is a messenger RNA of Hevea brasiliensis (rubber tree), 510 nucleotides long. RefSeq lists its product as uncharacterized. The record is from RefSeq and is a predicted model, not a curated record. Gene Ontology annotation, molecular function: nucleic acid binding; RNA-DNA hybrid ribonuclease activity. The coding region runs from base 1 to 510 and encodes 169 amino acids. Lineage: Eukaryota; Viridiplantae; Streptophyta; Magnoliopsida; Malpighiales; Euphorbiaceae. The transcript has a single exon.